CUAAACUGCACUGAACCGACCUGAAUAACGACCGAAGAACUUUCCUCAGAUGACUCGGGCUAAACUCAACGCUAAUAUGCGAGGAUUUUCGAAGUGCGCCUAGCCUUCUGUUGAAGUGAGCCCAAUGCCUCCUAAAUGCUGUGUAAGGUCCAUCUGUGUAAGGUCCAUCUUCAUGUUGCUUUUGCUCUGGAGCACUGGAGCACCAGCAGAGGAAGUAUGCUCUGUGCACUCAAGCAAGGAAGUCCACAUGGGCUCAAGCUUCCAGAUUUUCUGCAUCUUCAGAAAGAACUGUGACAAGUUUGUAUACCGAGAUGAAAAGCUCCUAAAUGACUCCAGCCAGAACUCGACAGCGGCGAUCGUGAAAAUCGUGAAUCUGACUCGUCGCACCACCUUUACAUGCAAAUGCAACAACAUGCCAGAACCCUGUGGCACUGACAUCAUUCCUGGGUAUCCGCCUGCGGUUCCACAGAACCUCACCUGUGUUCAAGAAGGAGAAUUUGGCAAAGUCAACUGCACAUGGAAAACAGGAUGGGAAACACAUGUCCGGACCAACUCAUGCCUGUGGUUGCAAGGGGACCGUCCUGUUAAUUGUACAAGUGUCGUGAUUCAUGAAGGGACCCGUUCAGCCUUAUUUCCAGUUUCUGAAACACGAACCCACAUCUCAGUGUGGGUUAAUGCCAGCAACAGCUUGGGCUCUGCAACCUCUGCCAUCCACACAUUCUCGCUCAGUGAUAUAGUAAAACCCUUACGCCCACACAUCAAGAGUGUGAAGUGCACCUCAAGACGAUGCCAGCUCUACCCAGACAAAGCACAAAACAUUCAGCUGGUAGAGAUUCAAUACAGAGUGGACCAAGGGCACUGGAGCACCAUCUCAUUCAAUCACACAAGCUCAAGGACCAACUGGACUGUAGCACCACUGAAUCCAUACAGUCUGUACACGUUUCAGAUUCGGUGGAAAUUUAGCCCAGCGAGAGGGCUGUGGAGUGAAUGGACGAGGACAGAGCACUGGACUGAUGAAGAAGCCCCUGCGAAGAUGUUAGAUGCCUGGUAUUUUGAGGAACCGACAAAAAGUGGAACCAAGACUGUACAAUUAAUUUGGAAGGAACUGAGUAAAGCAGACGCCAGAGGAAAGAUCUUGCAGUAUAAUGUGAGCGUGAUUGAACAGGGGAAGAUCAACAAAAGUACCAGUAUUAAAUCUACACAAAGAGCCUUUAAUGUGUCCUGUUUUCCCUGUAAUGUAUCCAUAUCUGCCAUAAAUUCAAAAGGCCCGUCUCCUGUUCGACUUGUUCAUCUGCAUCACAUAGCUCCUCUUCCUGUUCCGGUGUCCUACACACGUGUGAGUAAUAAUAGUGUCGCCCUCUCCUGGCCAAGACCUUUCAUUGCAGACAGUGUGAGAGAGUUCCUGGUGGAGUGGCACCCUGCUGGGCACAAACAUCAGCUUCAGUGGAUCCGUGUACAGCACCACAUCAACACUGUAAACAUCACUGGUUUGCAGGCUACAGAGUGCUAUGAGGGUGCAGUCAUUUAUCUGCACUCAUCUGGGACCAAAAAGGCUGUGUUUGGUGAUAUCUCCACAUGGGAGAUGGCACCACAACAGGGUCCUGAGUGUACCUUCACCAUUGUGGACAAAGGCGUGAAGGUAAAAUGGAGUGAGGUUCCCCUAAAUAAAAGAGGAGGCUGUCUGAUCAAUUACACCAUCUACCUUGAGGAUUCCGAUGGCAAAAUUCUGAGUUACAAUGUGAGUCACCCAAAGAGGGAGUUCACCAUUAGCGACCUGACCUUCGGACAGAGAUACAAGCUGAGGGUCUCGGCCUGGACUAAAGCUGGAGAGGGUCCUAAAGGACGUGAACUACCAUUCAAACUAAUACGCCCAGGAGAAGCAUUAGAUGAGAAACCUCUGGCACUGGUGUUGUCAGUAGUAGGUGCUGUUUUCCUCAUCUGUCUCCUCUGCAUCUAUCAGUUCCCUUCAGUACAACGAAGGUUGUCACACUGUUGUUACUGCCUGAUGCCGAGCAUCGUUCCAGAUCCUGCAAACAGCAAAUGGGCAAAAGAGUGUGCAGAGGGUGAGAUGAAACUGCACUUGCACCUGAAUGACUCCACGAUAAGUGAAGAAGAACCAGACACAGUGGAGGUGCAGGAAUUUCCACAGGAGGAACUGCUCCUGGCUGAGAUUCCUCCUGCCAAUGAAACCCUUCAUUCAGAAAAGCAGCAGGUCCAGCAGCUUCGUGUCCCAUCAGCCUCAUAUCAGUCCAACAUUACCAGCCCCUACCUCAAAAGCUUCUCCCACGAGUCCAGCUCAUCAGAUGCCACCCAGGCCUCCAGAGGCACAGACAUCACCGUCGACUACAUCUCUACUCAUGGAGCGAUGAGUGAAGAGGACGACAAUGAGGAGGAGAUGGAGGUGUUUGGAUUCUUUCCCUGUCCGCAGAGCCCCUUCCUGGAGCCGCUGAUGUCAGUUGGAGGAAAACUUACCCUGGAUUCUGUGAAAAUAGACUGCAGUGAUUUCUUAGACUGCACAUGAACCUACAGUAAACCUUUAAAUGAACUACACAGGAUCUCAGAGACAAUCCACAGCAUGUGUUUAAGGUGUUCUUACUCUUCUAAGGAGCUCAGGUGGAGGAGAGGUUCAUUACGUUAAACCACCACUGCUGAGACCUGGGUUCAAAUCUCAGCGGCCAGCUGGGUGUCUACACAGACAUUAUGGGCUGUCUGAGGUGGGAAGAUGGCUGCAGAUGGAUCGGUGCCCUGUCCUGAUGGAACCGGACCUGCUGUGACCCUGAGCAGGAUAAAGUGGUUGAUGAAAUGUAACAUUUACUCUACUAAGCCACUUCAGACUGUAACACUAAACCUGGGCCUGUUUUAAAAAAUACCAACCAACACCCACCAACUGGGCAGUUGUAGCCUAGCGAUUAAGGUA
Trichomycterus rosablanca is the source of this 2917-nucleotide messenger RNA. It is a transcript of the gene il12rb2, whose product is annotated as interleukin 12 receptor, beta 2a. Gene Ontology annotation, molecular function: protein binding; cytokine receptor activity. Gene Ontology annotation, cellular component: membrane. The transcript has 16 exons. Bases 125 to 2521 code for a protein of 798 amino acids. Lineage: Eukaryota; Metazoa; Chordata; Actinopteri; Siluriformes; Trichomycteridae. The record is from RefSeq and is a predicted model, not a curated record.